AUGGCUGAGCUAAAAGAUCCAGCACAGAAAGAGGAGGGAAACCCGCUUUUGGCAGCACUUCCACCAGCUACCGAUCCGAUCACAUAUCUUACCAUCGUAGAAUACAACCUUACAGAAGAGAAUCUGCCUGUUCUGCAUCAGAUCCUCCAGGAUGCAGAGUUGACGGCUAACAUCGGCUGGGACCUUAUUCAUCUACUGCUCCCACUUCUUCCAGCAUCCGAAGAGUGUUUGCAAGAUAUCGCUACCAAAGGGAACCCCAGAGAAUGUGUCUUGAAAGUCACUGAAGCACUGCGAUUACUUGAUUUCGAAGAACCGCAGGAAGAAACAGACGACGAAGAAGACGCAGAUGCCGAGGAAGGCGGGCUGAAGCUCAAAGUGCCAGAUGUAGGAGUAGGAGAAUCGAGCACUAGCCCUGCUUUUCCACGAACAGUUUUACCACCUUUACCGAUACUCAAAUUCGAGACUCUGCUUGACAUUCUGGCUACGCUACACAGGCGAGUCAAGACAAAGUUCCCAAGCCGCUUCCUCUCAACCAGCCUGCAAGCUGUCCUCAUUGCGUUCAACAAGGCAAACACGCACCAGGAAGAGCUCACGUUAGCCGCAAUCAAGCUCGUCAAAACUCUCUCUGGGACUAAGAGGCCGCUUCUACCGUCAAGACGAAGCAGCGGCAAUCUUCUUAGUCGAACAAACACAAACCAAUCGCAGGCCGAUCCAGAGGCGCAGAGUGAAGCACCAAAUGUUGACGAAACGACGUUGGUCAACCGCUUACUUCAAUCUUUCAUCACCCACAUUCUUGAAGAUUACGUCUUAUCCUUGACUUCGGACGACGAUGUUCCAGGGUUGUCAUGGGCCAGUAGGUUGAUGGAGAAGUAUGAGCCGCAGAGAACGCCGAACAAGCCGAACUACCAAAAGUACGCAGACCGAUUCGCAGAAGAUGAGGAUUUGAGGUCCAGAACCGCGAUCUUAGGACAGGUGGUGGCGUUGACACAGGAUCUGGGGCUAAAACCAGAGGAGCUGGUCACAACUAUUUUGGACUCUGAGAUCGAGAAGCGAGGCGUUCCAGGCACCGAGGACGAGCCACCUGCCACAGCAGCCGACAUUCCGCUAUCAAGAACUGGCGCACUCAUUCUGUACACUGCGCAUAAUGUCAAGCAAGAGCUGUACGCGGCAGCCCAGGGAGACGAGAAAACCUCGAUUCCCAUUUUCCCAGGACACGCAACCAUACUCAAGAAUUUCGUCGGCGCCCUCGGCCCACAGACUGUCGGUCUCGAGCCAGAAGCACUCCUCGAUACCAUUGUCGCCCUUGGCCUUAUCGCCCUGGAGAACAACAACGUUGGCGAGCCUCAGGAUGAUGAGUCAUUUGCUCAGUACCUCCAGACGGUGUCCCUUGUCUCCGCCAAUACACCAUCUCCCAGCCUUCGCGGCCUUGCGCACUACCUUACUACCACGAUUCUGCGCUCCCACCCCCACGACCUCGUUCGUCUGACAUUCAUCCGCGACACGCUCGAAUACUGUCCGUUCGAGAACCUCAAAGCAAGUGCAGUGUCUUGGCUCAAAGGCGAGACACUCGAAGCAAACAGCCCCGGCGGUGCUGACGAUGAGUCUGAGACGUCUAUAUUCGCGACACCUGUUGCGCUGCAGACUGUUGCACCAUAUCUUUGGCCAGACCUCAGCGGCCACUACGCAUCAAUGAGUGUCGAGGUAUCAGACUCAUGGAUGCAGUUCAGACAAGAACUCAGCUUCUACGUUGCUGCGCUCAAUUUUUACUACCUCCUGCUCCAAGCACAGCACCUGCACGAGCCGCUCGGAGUCAAGAGCCUUGACAUCACACAUUAUCUUGAGCCACUGAAGGAGGUCGCUGCGAGGUUUCAGAAAGAGUUAGUAGAAGGUGGUGAAUUGGCCGCUGUGGUCGAAAAAGGGGACGCGAGAGAGCAGGCAUUAGCUGACGUAGGGCUCCUGCAGAAAGUUGUCGAGUGGGUCGAGACUGGCCAGAAGAAGAUGUAG
Ascochyta rabiei is the source of this 2004-nucleotide messenger RNA. RefSeq lists its product as uncharacterized. Lineage: Eukaryota; Fungi; Ascomycota; Dothideomycetes; Pleosporales; Didymellaceae. Gene Ontology annotation, biological process: cellular response to oxidative stress. The coding region runs from base 1 to 2004 and encodes 667 amino acids. Gene Ontology annotation, cellular component: cytoplasm. The record is from RefSeq and is a predicted model, not a curated record. The transcript has a single exon.